Molecule: messenger RNA, 762 nt
Organism: Eremomyces bilateralis CBS 781.70
Lineage: Eukaryota; Fungi; Ascomycota; Dothideomycetes; Eremomycetales; Eremomycetaceae
Exons: 1
Coding region: 154-573 (139 amino acids)
Source: RefSeq, a predicted model, not a curated record
GUAAACAAUAUUAGAAUCUCUUCCCAGUCCAGUAUCCAACGAGCCUGUAAAUACUCCACAUAUUUCGCCAGUCAACACCCCAAACGCCAUGACACCCAUUAUCCAUAAACUUUUCAACUUCCGCCGUCCUGGCUCGCUUCCACCGUAGCGCCUAUGCCGCAACAAUAUCCCCAUCCACGCACCAUGUCCCCGGCGCAACAGGCCCCAUAUCCACCCACCCUCCAUGAUCGCAAACCAAGAACCCACUUCCCAGCCCACCCCCACCUCCGCACACCACAUCGCUCCAUCCACGGAACACCCCCUGAACGGCCGAUCGCGCACGCAAUGGUCGUUCUGGUAGUUCCCGGCGGCAGUGGCGACAGCUGUGGUAAGCACAUCAUGCCGGUCGCCACGGUGUGGAGGAAGCCGUACGACCAGCCGGAGCUGUCCACUUGGCCUCAGGUGAUCAAUUGGGUUGGGGACGCAGAGGAAGGAGCCAGGGAUGCAGGGCAGCCAGGCAGAAGAGUCGCCGGUGACGUAGGGAGGGGUGGCGUUGUCUAUGGGGGAAGGGGAUGGGGAUGGAGACCAGGUUGAGAUAGGCGGAGGCAAGUCCCAAGAUGAAGAGCUGGGCGCCGUUGGGGGGAGUGUAGGCGUUACGGUGACGGUAGGGCCCACGCAGGCGCACUUGCGGUCGAUGAUAUCUCACCAGUAGGCGGGAGGACAGUCGCAGUCUUCGAUUCGCACGCAGGUGGGGGAUGGCCCGAAGGUGAUGGUCAUGGUCAU